Molecule: messenger RNA, 2209 nt
Organism: Nerophis lumbriciformis (worm pipefish)
Lineage: Eukaryota; Metazoa; Chordata; Actinopteri; Syngnathiformes; Syngnathidae
Gene: ackr4b
Product: atypical chemokine receptor 4b
Biological process (GO): calcium-mediated signaling; immune response; cell chemotaxis
Cellular component (GO): external side of plasma membrane; membrane
Molecular function (GO): C-C chemokine binding; C-C chemokine receptor activity; scavenger receptor activity
Source: RefSeq, a predicted model, not a curated record
GACAACUCUGCUGUGCAGACACAACAAGCGCUGAAACAUUUGAAUUAACAGCAGCAGACUAAAGAGCAAGAUGGAGGACUACUAUUACCAUGACGACCAGGACUCCAGCUUCAACGCCAGCUACGACUACAGCUAUGACCACUCGGUGUGCGACAAGGAGACUGUGCGUUCGUUCGCCAGUGUCUUCCUCCCGGCCAUCUACUCGCUGGCACUGGUGGUGGGCCUGGCGGGGAACGCUCUGGUUGUGGCGGUCUACGCGUCACGCUCUCGACUGCGCACCUUGACAGACGUGUGCAUCCUUAACCUGGCCAUCUCGGACCUGCUCCUGCUCGUCACGCUGCCGUUCUGGGCGGCUGACGCCGUGCACGGUUGGAGGUUGGGCUCAGCUGCCUGCAAGCUCACCUCAUUCCUCUACAGCACCAACUUCAGCUGUGGCAUGCUUCUGCUGGCCUGCAUCAGCGUGGACCGCUACAGGGCCGUAGCCCAGAGCACGGCAGGGAGGGCCGCUAGGGGCCCCCGCGUACGGAGAAAGUGGCUCGUGGUGUGCUUGGCGUUGUGGGCGGUGGCUAGCUUCCUUGGUCUCCCCGAGUUGGUCUUCUCCACCGUCAAGCACUCCCAUCACAGGAUAUACUGUACGGCUGUGUACCCGCACAGCAUGGCCCGACCCGCCAAAGCUACCCUGGAGCUGCUGGAGGUUGGCCUCAGGUUUGUGCUGCCUUUCCUGGUUAUGGUGGUCUGCUACUGCUUGUUGGGCCGUGCCCUGGGCCGAGUGGCGGGCAUGCAGAGGGAGCGGAAGUGGCGGGCCCUGCGGGUGCUGUUAGCGGUGGUGGCCGUCUUCCUGCUGACUCAGCUUCCUUACAAUGUGGUAAAACUAUGCAGAGCGCUGGACAUCAUCUACAUGCUAGUGACCGACUGUGAGGUCAGUAAGGGCUUAGAUCACGCCCUCCAAGUGACCGAGAGCCUGGCGCUGACCCACGCCUGCAUUAACCCGCUCCUCUACGCAUUCAUCGGUUCCUCCUUCAGGGGACACAUCCUCAAAGCUGCCAAGCGUCUCGGUCAGCAACUCGGGCAGCACCCCGAACGAGAGGCCGGCGAGCCAGCGGUAGAGAUCGCGCUCACCGCUCGCAAUCAAAACCAAUCCCAGUCUGGAUCCGAGGAACCAGACACAAGCACGUUUACCAUGUGAAGUGCACACAGAACUCGCCACAACACUAACUUGAGGAGCGCAUUCCAGUGUAGGACACAAAACCUCUAACAUGCCGCGACUCCCAUGAAACAUUCAUUUAGAUGUUGCUACAUUGAUAUUAGAGGUUAUGUAAAAUACUCGUUCCCGAGAAACUCAGUAGUUAGGCUAGGGAAAAGAUCAUCAGAUUUAGGAAAUCGCAGUUAGGGAGCAAACAUCUCUGCUUUUUAGCUACGGACAUUGAAGGAGAUGGAAUGUUGAGAGAGUGACUGAGUCUUUGUAAGCAUAGGGUAACCCGAGGGUGUCCAAACACUUUCUGGUGAGGGCUGCAGCCCGAAAAGUCAACACGAUGCUCAGUGGCAUGUCCAGGCAGUGGCCUACGGUGCCACCACUAGAAUCCGAUAGGCCACCCAAGGUGCUACCCCGCUUAUAGGUGGAACGAUUUGAAGCAUACGAACGUAGCGUAGUAAGUCAGAGGCCGGUAUUCUGUCCACACAUAUCCUGCGAGUGGCGGUAGUGUGCUUGAUCUAGUGAUGUGACGAGAUGUGCGGAGGCUUCGAGGCGUGUGUCGAGUAAUGGAGGGGGCGUUUCGGCUAAGCGCGUGAAGCGAGCCUCGCUGUACCACGUGACCGAUUCGGGCCCUGGAUAAGCUUUAGCGAGGAGAUUCGUCAACACACAAACUCAUACUUGCCAACCCUCACGGAUUUUCCGGGAGACUCCCGAAAUUCAGCGCCUCUCCCGAAAACCUCCCGGGACAAAUUUUCUCCCAAAAAUCUUCCGAAAUUCAGGCGGAGCUGGAGGCCACGCGCCCUCCAGCUCCAUGCGGACCUGAGUCCGCUUUCCCACAAUAUAAAGAACGUCUAAGGUAAAGCAGUCCGUCUGCCGUAAACAGCAAUGUUGUGACACUCUUAAACAGGACAAUACUGCCAUCUAGUGCAUUUGAUGAAAGCACUUUUGUGUGUGCCACACAGCAAUGCAUAAUCAGAGAGGGUGUUCAUCAUGGUUAGAAAGAUAGUGACAGAGAAU